Messenger RNA from Magnolia sinica, 2415 nucleotides. RefSeq names its product oligopeptide transporter 5-like. Gene Ontology annotation, biological process: transmembrane transport. The coding region runs from base 71 to 2293 and encodes 740 amino acids. The record is from RefSeq and is a predicted model, not a curated record. Gene Ontology annotation, molecular function: oligopeptide transmembrane transporter activity. NCBI's taxonomy places the organism in Eukaryota, Viridiplantae, Streptophyta, Magnoliopsida, Magnoliales, Magnoliaceae. The transcript has 7 exons.
AUGUGUAUUUAUAUCCGUCUCGUCCCGCUCUCUCUAUCUCCGGCUCUCCCCCUCUCUCUCUCCAAUAAAGAUGACAGGCGCCAUCGACCCUCCAUCUUCAAAAGAAGAUAAUGAAGAAAUCAACGACUCUCCGAUCGAUGAGGUCCGCCUCACUGUCCCAAUCAUUGACGAUCCAACGUUGCCCACCUUGACGUUCCGAACAUGGGUCCUUGGCAUUGCAUCAUGCGUCCUUCUAGCAUUCGUCAACAAGUUCUUUGGAUACCGUCAAAACCAGCUCUCUGUAUCGUCAGUAACGGCUCAGAUCGUUGUUUUACCGAUCGGGAAGCUGAUGGCGGCCACGUUGCCGACAAAGCCCAUACGUGUCCCGAUGACCAAGUGGUCAUUUUCUUUGAAUCCUGGACCGUUCAAUUUGAAAGAGCACGUACUUAUAACCAUCUUCGCCAACUCAGGCGCAGGUGGGGUCUAUGCUGUCCACAUCAUCACCAUUGUGAAGGCAUUUUACCACAGGGAUAUGCAUCCGUUUGCUGCAUUUCUGUUAGCCCAGACUACGCAGAUGCUAGGAUAUGGAUGGGCUGGUAUCUUUAGGAAGUACCUGGUCGAUUCUCCCUACAUGUGGUGGCCCAGUAACCUUGUCCAAGUCUCCCUCUUCAGGGCAUUGCAUGAGAAAGAGAAAAGACCCAAAGGCGGGCUAACAAGACUGCAGUUUUUCCUAAUAGUUAUGAUAUCAAGCUUCGCUUAUUACGUUAUCCCUAAUUAUCUCUUCCCUUCCAUAACUGCCCUCUCCAUUGUCUGCUGGAUAUGGAAGAACUCAGUCACUGCUCAGCAAAUCGGGUCCGGUAACUCGGGCCUUGGAAUCGGGUCCAUCGGCCUAGAUUGGGCCACUGCAUCUAGUUACACUGGUAGUCCGUUGGCUACUCCAGGUUUUGCGAUCGUCAAUAUAUUAAUCGGAUUCGUUUUGAUCGUAUACAUCGUCACACCGAUCUCGUACUGGAAUAACUGGUUUAAUGCGAAGAUGUUCCCGAUCUUUUCAUCGAAGACCUUUGAUGCGGAUGGAAACAAGUACAACAUCUCACGUGUGAUUAAUCAGGCAACGUUCGAUUUUGAUCAGAAAGGGUAUGAUAAUUACAGCCCUAUACAUCUCAGCACCUUCUUCGCUUUCAGUUAUGGGCUUAGUUUCGCGACUUUAGGGGCUACUUUGACCCACGUGGCACUUUUCCAUUGGAGCUCGAUCUGGCAGCUGUCACGUAAAACCGUGGGGAAGGCCCGCGAUCAGGUGGAGGACGUCCAUAACAGAUUGAUGAAGAAAUACAAUCCUGUCCCUCAAUGGUGGUUCCAUCUGAUAUUGGUGUCCAUGGUCGGUCUGGCCAUCCUCACAUGUGAAGGCUUUGGUCAGCAGUUGCAGCUUCCCUACUGGGGGGUCUUUCUAGCGUGCGCACUGGCUCUAUUCUACACCCUACCUAUUGGAAUCAUCACAGCCACUACUAACCAGACCCCAGGAUUAAACGUUAUAACGGAGUUGGUAAUCGGGUACAUGUACCCGGGGAAGCCCCUUGCCAACGUGGCUUUUAAGACCUACGGUUAUAUCAGCAUGAAUCAGGCAAUCCAGUUCCUUGCGGAUUUCAAACUGGGCCACUACAUGAAGAUCCCUCCUAGAUCCAUGUUCGUUGCUCAGCUGGUCGGAACAGUGGUGGCAUCCACGGUCUACUUCGGCACUGCAUGGUGGCUACUCACAACCGUUGAAAACAUCUGCGAUCCAUCAUCACUCCCCGAUGGGAGCCCUUGGACUUGCCCUGGUGAUGCUGUGUUCUACAGCGCAUCUGUCAUCUGGGGUCUGGUGGGCCCACUCCGGAUGUUCGGCAGCCUUGGUGUCUAUGACAAAGUCAACUGGUUCUUUCUAAUCGGAGCGAUCUCGCCCAUCCCUGUCUAUGUAUUGGCCCGACUCUUCCCCAACCAACGGUGGAUAUCCUUGAUUAAUAUGCCUGUGAUCUUGGGGGCCACUGGGAGCAUGCCACCUGGCAGGGCUGUCAACUACAUCACCUACUUUGUAGUGGGCAUUUUUUUCAACUUAUACGUUUACAGGAAAUACAGAGGGUGGUGGGCCAGGCAUAACUACAUCCUAUCCGCUGGUUUGGAUGCUGGUGUUGCUUUGAUGGGUGUAUUGAUGUACUAUGCUCUUCAGGGAUAUGAUAUCUAUGGGAUGAAUUGGUGGGGUUUGGAUGCUGAUGAUCAUUGUCCGUUGGCCAGUUGCCCUACAGCUCCAGGCAUGGUUGUCGAAGGGUGUCCGGCCUAUUGAUGGUUGGUGGAUGUGUUGAAAUGAUUUGGUGAAAAGAUGGUUGGAUUUGAGAUUAAUCAAGACAUGCCCCACUUUGUGUUUCCAUCAAAUGAGAUUGAUAGUGGGCUGAGUGCAUUUGUCAA